GGGGGUUUGGACAAAGCCAGUCAGAUGUUGGACGGUGAAAAAUAUCCUCCGAACUUAAACGCCUUUCCACCGCGUUGUGAACAUGAAUUGUUAAGCUGAUCAUCUGUCGCGAAGGUGCAGGGUGAUAACGGGAGGGGUAAGGUCUAUUUUUAAGAGGGCGAGAGUUUGGAUCCCGCACCGGGGGAAGGAGUAGGGGUGUGCGGAGGAGGAAGACCCGCAGGGAAGAAGGGACGUAGCGGGAGAAAAUCCUGAUGCCAGUGAUGGCAAACGAGCCGAUCAUCCUGAACGUCUAUGAUAUGUACUGGAUCAAUGAGUUCACCAGCUCUCUGGGCAUUGGGGUGUUUCACUCAGGGAUUGAGAUCUAUGGAAGAGAGUUUGCCUAUGGCGGACACCCGUACCCAUUCUCAGGGAUCUUUGAGAUUACACCGGGUGAUGCAACCGAACUCGGCGAGACCUUUAAGUUCAAAGAAGCCAUAGUCCUGGGCAGCACAGACUUCACAGAGGAGGAUGUGGAGCGGAUCGUGGAGGAAAUGGGGAAGGAGUACAAAGGCAACGCCUACCAUCUAAUGCACAAGAACUGCAACCACUUCUCCUCAGCACUAUCAGAGAUCCUGUGUGGCAGGGAGAUCCCUCGCUGGGUCAACCGCCUGGCCUACUUCAGCUCCUGCGUGCCAUUCCUCCAGAGCUGCCUGCCCAAAGAGUGGCUGACCCCGGCUGCCUUACAGUCCAGCGUCAGCCAGGAGCUCCACGGAGGAGGAGAGCUGGAGGAGGCCGAGGACGCCGCUGCCACGGCCUCCCUGGCCUCCAUGUCGCCCUGCUCACCCUCAUCCUCCUCCAGCCCCUCCUCCUCCGUGCCUCGUCACUCCCGCCACCAGCCCCGGCGGUAGAAGGUGCAAGGUCUGCUGGGAAACUUGGGGCUGGACCUGUGGUCGGGAAAUAGACCAGCUGCAGCAGCUGAGGAGUCCAGCUACAGCCAAAUGUCCUGUCAGACUCUCCUCAAGCGAGACACUGAACUGCUGCCUGCUCUGGGUAAGAAUGUCAGCCAAAAUCCCUGCAAUGAUCCUGAGCAGCGGAAUGGUUUUUCCUCGCAGGGGGAACGAGCUUUUGCCACUGACAAAGGCAGCAUUGUCCCUCAGCGAACAUGGCUGACGGAUUACAACAUCCCAUCCAAAAUCCAAAAACUAUUGCCCCUCUAGUCUCUUUCGUUAUUUUACCAGCCUGGAGGCAGGACCGUUUGUUUUCCCACCAAAGCAUUGCAUAGUUUAGGAGAAUUUACCAGCCGCAUCCAUAUUUUCCGAGCAGUUAUUUGAUAGACGGUGCUAAUCUCCACCUUGUUGUGGAAACCAGAGUGAGGGGAUGCUGAAAAAGAAGUGCAGGUUUGGGUCAGUUUUUAGCCAUGAGCCCACGCUCAACCCUGAUUUAGAUUUGACAUAGAGCCGAUGUUCAGUGAGAUCGCUCUUUACUCUGCAGGCACGUUUUUGCCCUAAUAACCAUAGAAAUCAGGGUAAACACGGACAACUCUGAAUGAGGUCUGUGGUUUCUUAAGUUCCCUAAGGUUGCGGCUGAGUUGCCCUGAGACUUGAACUCUGAAAGGCUGACAUGGGUUUGACCUUGGCACUCAUUCCUAGUUUUUCAUUUAUUUGGAAUCUUAAAAAUCCAACUUCUGUCAGCCAAGCUCCAUUUGGCUGAUUAAAAACACCUGUCAAUCAAAUCAAACCUGUCAUAAACAUCUGUUUAAUCUUAUUGUUUAUGGAGCACUCAUUCUCAAAAACACCAUCAGGACACAAUAACCAGAAGCAAUAAUCUUUUGAGAGCCUAAUGUCUUAUGAAAAAUAAUGUAUUUCUAGAGAGACUUUAAGGCAGGCGUGUGUUUAUAGCUGUUCCAACCUCCAGACCUCUUGACAUUCAUUCAGAUGAAACAACCUGAGAAGGAUGAAUCACUGUUUACAUUCAAAUUUGUUCAAACUAAGGCCACUGAUGAAAAAAGUAAGGCCUUGCGCACUGACUCCAAGCCACGAAAUUUAUUCAAAAAGACAACAUUUCGAUCCCAGUUGGAUCUUCGUCAGGAGGAAACGCUUAAAAAUGUACACCACACCCACAUAUACUGUAUGCUGUGACACGUGUACAGGUUUUUCAUAGCAAUUAACAAAGAGUACGAAGGCAACACAUCAAAAUAUCAACAAUACAUUAAAAAAAUAUCAUCAAAAAAAGGUGGAACCUUCAAAUGUUGUCCAAAAAUGGAAAAAAAUGGAUUUAUAACCCAAAUGAUCACACCUGUGCAGUAGUCUCGACUGGGAUCGAACCAUUGUUUUUUAAAUAAUUGAAUUGGUUUGCAGUUGGUGUGCAGGCGUUACUUUUUCCCCCGAUGCUGCUUUUUAAAGAUCCUCACACCUAAUCGUGAUGUGCGCAUAAUUACAUCCCUUCAGUGGUCUGCCAUCUGAGGAAACUUCUCUCGAGUGAAGCCUCUGAUCAUUAUCAGGUUUUGAAUCCCCUCUGGCCAAGCGCUGGUAUAAUUUGACUGUGGCUGGUAAAUGUUUACACUGCGGCCUGCUGUGGGUAAAAUGUCCUGAAUAUUUGGCUGGUAAACUUUUGAAAGCAGCGGGUGGAUUCUGGACUCGAAACACUUUGCCUCAGAACUGUGUGUGCGCGUCAGGACCUCAGCCUUUCGUUCUUUUUCUAUCACAGCAAGCUGGAUAAACUACAGUCAGCCUCAUUUUUCCUACAAAUGCCACAUAGCAACAAAUGAACUGAUCCAGAACCAGUGUCUAAAUGGGUUAAACUCCCUAACGCACCAAGCCUCUUUCUUUGUCCCUUUUUUUUCAGGUAUCUGUAGCAGCUCUUAAAACCCUACCUGCCGAUCAUGGAAUAACCACACGUGAUUUGAUCAAAUUAAACCCAGUGAAGUGGAUUUUAAAAAUGUAUCUGCCUGUAAAGUAAUAAUCGUGAAAUAGCCACAAUUAUUUCUUCACCAAUAAUGUAAUCUCGUUCAUUUUUUCUAAAUAAUUUAAGAAUUAUGUUGAGAGGGCAGGCAGUGACUUAGAGGUUAGUGAAGACUUCGUUACCAAGAAAGUUCUGCGUUUCUGCGUAAUCUCAGAGUAAAGUAGACCGAAUUCUUUCUUAGUAGCAACUGCCAAGGUGCCUUUGAGCAAGGUACUUAACCUGUAAGUGUCCCAGCGGCCACCAGUAGAAGACUGGUCGUAGUGGACUGCUCCCAGUUGUCGGUGCGGUGUGUCCAUCUUUGCAAGUGUAGGGCAAAAUGUUUCGCCCUGACCCGAGUCAGUCAAGUAUCUGUUGAUGGACACGGUGUCGGUUCGUAAUCUGUAUAAAUGUCUGAAGAAGAAGCAAA
This is a messenger RNA of Xiphias gladius (swordfish), 3346 nucleotides long. It is a transcript of the gene desi2, whose product is annotated as desumoylating isopeptidase 2. The record is from RefSeq and is a predicted model, not a curated record. The coding region runs from base 252 to 887 and encodes 211 amino acids. Gene Ontology annotation, molecular function: deubiquitinase activity. The transcript is spliced from 5 exons. Gene Ontology annotation, biological process: protein deubiquitination. NCBI's taxonomy places the organism in Eukaryota, Metazoa, Chordata, Actinopteri, Istiophoriformes, Xiphiidae.